Exophiala bonariae is the source of this 2805-nucleotide messenger RNA. RefSeq lists its product as uncharacterized. Gene Ontology annotation, biological process: carbohydrate metabolic process. Gene Ontology annotation, molecular function: UDP-glycosyltransferase activity; hexosyltransferase activity. The transcript is spliced from 4 exons. The record is from RefSeq and is a predicted model, not a curated record. Lineage: Eukaryota; Fungi; Ascomycota; Eurotiomycetes; Chaetothyriales; Herpotrichiellaceae. Bases 1 to 2805 code for a protein of 934 amino acids.
AUGCUUAUACUGUGUCCUAUGGGGGUCACAUACGAGAGAAAGGCUCCUGAAGAGCGCUCAGGGUCGACUACCAGUUUGCCGGAGUAUGCCGAACUAGCAGCCCACAGUGAUGGACCGCCGAGCUCUACCCUCUCGGACUUAUCAAGACGAGAUUCUUUGGCAUCCUUAGAUCAAGUCUUUGACGGGCUCAUACCUGUUGAGGACAAUGGGAGAGUCACCCUUACUGUUGGGAAGGACGCCGCCAGGUUGUACAGCCAACUUGUUCAGGAUUUUGAGUAUCAAGAAUCUCAUGAUGAUCCACAACCCGAUGUCCUUCAAUACGCAGCGAAGGCAUCUCCUCGAAGCUUGAACAUUGUGCUCCAAGUCGUGGGAUCGCGAGGCGAUGUGCAGCCCUUCCUGGCAUUGGGCAAAGGUCUCCAGGAAUUUGGUCAUCGAAUACGACUUGCGACACAUCCAGUCUUCCGCGACCUUGUUGAGAGUCAUGGCAUCGAGUUUUUCAGCAUAGGGGGCGACCCUGCCGAGUUGAUGGCUUACAUGGUGAAGAAUCCUGGUCUGGUACCGAAGUUUGCAGCUGUGCGGAAGGGCGAGGUCUACCGCAGGAGACGAGCGAUCCGGGACAUGUUACGAGGAUGUUGGAGAUCUUGCUUUGAGCCAACGGACGGAUACACUCCAAGAACUAUACCGUCAAGGAUCUUCAGCAACAAGACUAAGAAGUCAUCCGACCGUGCUACGGAACCACGACCUUUCGUUGCAGACAUGAUUAUUGCCAACCCUCCUUCCUUUGCACAUAUCCAUUGUGCAGAGAAACUGGGUAUACCGGUUCAUAUCGUGUUUACCAUGCCAUGGUCACCCACAAGGGAAUUCGCUCACCCACUUGCUGAUGUCAAGUCGUCUGAAACCGAUGUUGCGUUGGUACACUACCUGUCAUACUUCCUGGUCGACGCAAUAAUCUGGCAGGGACUGGGGAGCGUGAUCAAUCGUUUUCGAUUCAAGGUGCUUGGGCUCCAAACCAUUCAUCCGACUUUAGCUCCCGGAAUGAUACAUCGUCUGCGUAUACCUCAUUCCUAUUGCUGGUCGCCUCAUUUAUUUCCCAAACCACGAGACUGGGCCCCUCAUAUUACGGUGCCAGGCUAUUUCAGUCUACCUCGUCACACAGACUAUUCUCCACCCCGGGCACUUCAGGACUUCCUCUCCUCUGGCCCUCCCCCGAUAUUCGUUGGGUUUGGCUCUAUCGUGGUCGAUGACCCAAAUAAAUUGACGAUGACCGUACUGAAAGCCAUAGAGUUGAGUGGUGUUCGCGCAAUCAUUUCCGGCGGUUGGGGCAGCCUCAAUGCGGAGGCAUUGGCCGCCAGCAGCAAUGAUGACAACAUAUUCUUCCUCCGAAACGAUUGCCCUCACGAUUAUCUCUUCCAGUACGUCUCGCUGGUGAUUCAUCAUGGCGGUGCUGGUACGACCGCAGCGGGUAUAGCUGCUGGCCGGCCUACGAUAGUUGUUCCCUUCUUUGGGGACCAGUUUUUCUGGGGCUACAUGGUCCAUCGGUCAGGUGUUGGUCCGGCUCCAAUCCACAACCACAACCUCACUUCAGAGAAUCUUGCAUUGGCUAUCAGUGCAGCUCAAGAGCCCCCAAUGCAAAGCCGUGCAUUGGCGUUUAGCAAGAGGAUUCAGUCUGAGAACGGUAUCGACGCUGGUAUCAGCUCAAUACACGCUCAGCUACCCAGAGCCACAUUUACACCCUGUGCUCUCUUUCCGGACCGCGUGGCCAGCCUGCAAUCUACGAUCAAGAUCAAGAGCAACUCGGACCCCAAAUCCAAGCAAAAACAAUCGCAAGAAAUAUAUCUAAGCCCUUUAGCGGCCACAUUUCUCCGCAAGCACCAACUUAUAUCAUCAUCCACAUUCGACAACAUGAACAUGCACCGGCCGACAGAGCACAAUAUUGCUUCGGGACCCUUCGACCCCGUAUCUGGCGCGGCCUGGGCGGUUCUAGACCUACUGUACGACGCCUUCAAGGGCAUGGGCGAGAUGCUCACCGAAGUCGGACACAUCCCAUACCUGGGCUUCAAAGCUGUCGACAAGGGAAUCGAGUCUAUCCGCUCGACACCGCUACCGCCAACAUCAGCAACAUCCCCCUCUGUCACCCCAACAUCCUCUUCUUCGUCUUCGACAAGCCAUCUCCCCGGUGGCUACUUCGUCAAAGGCACACUCCGGGUGUGCAAAGCGUCCGCCCGAGCACCUGGCGCCUUUGCCUCCGCCAUCGCGUCUGGCGCGCAUAACCUGCCGCUGCUGUACAAUGACCCGACCGUGCGGCCGACGCCGCGCAUCACGGGCAUGAGUUCGGGGCUGAAGGCUUCGGUUGCAGAGCUGGGGUUCGGGCUCUACGACGGACUUGUCGGAGUGGUCACACAGCCGAUCAUGGGUGCGAUCCAUCCACAUGCUGCACUGGAGUCGAAAAGAACGCGGGACAAUCCUGGGGACAAUCCGAAGGGCAAGGAGGUGGCGGUGGAGCAGGAGAUUCCGCCUUGGACGGUCGGGGCUGGAGCGCUUGGUUUCGCAAAGGGAUUGGGACGGGGUGUCGUCGGCAUGCCGAUUAAGUUCUUUGCGGCCGCCGGUGGCAUCGUCGGGUACCCGCUCCAGGGCAUCGACGCGGAGAUCACAAAGGCGUGGAAAGGCGACGAUAUGAAGGAAGUUCGGAAGCAGAGGAAUCUACAAGGCGAAAAGGAGUAUUUUGACGCCGCGUUCACGAGCGAGCAAAUCAGAGAUGUGACGAUCCGGUGGAACGCCAUUGUGGAUGGGUCUGUGAUGAGGUGA